AUGGAGUCGUCUAGGAGAGAUUCCGGCCAUCUCGAUGCAGCUGGAGAUCGAGAAGUCGUAUUCUGUCACAACUGUUCCAACGAAUGGUAUCGGGAUCAGCAUGGCCUAGAGUGUCCCAGGUGUGAGAGUGACAUCACAGAAAUUAUCAGCCUAGAGAACGACCCUCGAGACUUUGACCAAUCUUCCGGUGCAACGUCGCCCGACCCCUCUGGCCCAGCACGCUACUAUGAAGACUCAGAUCCCGACGAAGCUGAUAUCGAAGAUCAUAUGGAAGGAAAUCAUGGGUUCGCUUUCCACCGGAGCACCCGGCAGGGUCCUAAUCGCGAACACCACAAUCCAGAAAUGGAGCCUGUAAUCUCCCGUUUUUUCGAUAUGAUAAACGGCUUCAGUAAUGACGGACAAUCGAAUGCUUCGAGACAGUUUUCUGGAAUGCGACCUGGGGAUGACUUGCAUCAUAAUCAUGGUGUCAGUCAUCAACACCACCAUCAUCAUCAUCACCAUCACCAUGAAACAGAUCAUACGCACAACCACGAUCAUGAUUCGGAAGUCGAGCCCCAGGCCAACCCUGAACAAACUCAUGCACGUCAAUUUUCCUCAGCUCGUAUUCACCGAACAACCUUUAGAAGUGGCCCGUUCGGGACUGCGAGUGUUACAAUCUUCUCAGGUCCAGUCCGAGGUGUUGGCGGCAACCCCUCGAUCGAGGGUAGAGGGGACCCUUUCCAAGAAAUAUUCGCCAAUGUAAUGCGAGACAUAGGCCCCCCAGAUGGCCGAGAACCAGAUGGUCGACAACAGGAUGUUCCUUCUCCUGCAUUCCUCCGUGGUCUGCAGGACAUUCUAGGACUCCUCAACCCUGCCAACGCAAUGGCCGGUGAUGCUGUCUAUUCACAAGAAGCUUUAGAUCGCAUCAUCUCUCAACUGAUGGAAGCAAACCCUCAGUCAAAUGCAGCCCCACCCGCCUCGGAAGAAGCCUUGAACAAACUAGACCGGCGCUCUGUGGAUAAAGAAAUGCUGAGUCGGGAUUCGAAAACUGAAUGCUCGAUCUGCAUUGAUGAUCUCAAAGAAGGCGAAAAGGCUAUUUUUCUACCUUGCAAACACUGGUUUCAUGAAGAUUGUGUAGUUCUGUGGUUGAAAGAGCACAAUACCUGUCCGAUAUGUCGGUCACCAAUCGAGAAGAGUGAGCAGGGCAGCGAGGCUGGCAAUCGUGAAAGGAGUGGCCCAACGCCACCGAGCGACAACUCAUCCAACAACCCGGGUAUUAGGAAUCCCGAAUUCGGUUUCGGACCAUAUUCAGGAGCCCACUCAGGAGAACCGUCGGGAAUUGGACGUUGGCUGUUUGGAACAAGAACAGACAGCGGUGCAAAUCCCGCCACAGGCUACACAUCAGAUGAUCGUAGCCCCUCUCCGGCUAUCUUCAGUGGUGCAUCAACCCCUGCACAGCCUACGCAAAUUCCCCCUUCCCGACGGCCUAUCCGUAUACCCAGCAGUCACGCACGCCUACAUGAUGCCUUCCGGUUCGUAGCGGAGAGAGACAGGGACAGGGAGAGUGAUAAUGAGCGGGACAGGGACAGAGGCCAAGGCACCUCAUCCGGAGUGAGCUAUGACACUUCGCGAAUGCAACGUCGAAAUUCAAUGUCGCCAACCAGCCCUAGAGGAGUUGGUAUUGGUGAGCAGAGUACUCGGUUUAGACAGCGGAGCCCUUCUCAGAAUACACGCGACUCCCGGCAUUCUUCUACGAAUGGUGGCCCUAUCAGCUGGCUACGGGGACGGUUUUCGGGAGGAGGAAACGGGAACAGUCCGUCUCGUGAUGAAAGACAAUCCUAG
Clonostachys rhizophaga is the source of this 1821-nucleotide messenger RNA. The record is from the annotation of a GenBank genome assembly. Lineage: Eukaryota; Fungi; Ascomycota; Sordariomycetes; Hypocreales; Bionectriaceae.